Molecule: messenger RNA, 1221 nt
Organism: Mus pahari (shrew mouse)
Lineage: Eukaryota; Metazoa; Chordata; Mammalia; Rodentia; Muridae
Gene: Mrps35
Product: mitochondrial ribosomal protein S35
Exons: 8
Coding region: 313-1143 (276 amino acids)
Biological process (GO): mitochondrial translation
Cellular component (GO): mitochondrial small ribosomal subunit
Molecular function (GO): structural constituent of ribosome
Source: RefSeq, a predicted model, not a curated record
GCCUUCCCACUCCCUUGCUGAAAAAAUCCACAAGUGAUUUCCGGGUCAAUUACAGAUUACUUAAUACAUCACAGUGGCUCCUCGUAGUCCUGAGAUGUGUCCCUCGCCAAGUUUUCGCUCUUUUAUUCCCUUAAGUGUGUUAGGCAGAGUUGCAGAGGCUGCCAGUCUAUCAAAGUUUUGAACUAGCGCGUAAACACAGGCAAACGGGAACAAUAAAACUUACUAUCACGAAGAAAAAGAAAGCAGAGUAUUGAAAACGAUAGGCUGUUGAAGAAGUGGCUAUAAGGUACGGUAUCCAGAAGUGAAAGGCCGAUGAGGAGAAAGGCACUACCUCCUAGGACGGAGAAGAUGGAUGUUGAUCAGGACUGGCCCAGUGUUUACCCCACUGCCGCACCGUUUAAACCCUCAGCUGUUCCUCUACCUGUUCGAAUGGGAUAUCCAGUAAAGAAGGGUGUGCCCUUGGCAAAGGAAGGGAAUCUAGAGCUUUUAAAGAUCCCAAAUUUUCUGCAUUUGACUCCUGUGGCAAUUAAAAGGCACUGUGCAGCGCUGAAAGAUUUCUGUACUGAGUGGCCAGCUGCACUCGACAGUGAUGAGAAAUGUGAGGAGCAUUUUCCAGUUGAGAUUGAUACAGCGGAUUAUGUGUCAUCGGGACCAUCUAUUCGAAACCCCAGAGCUCGAGCAGUAACGUUAAGGGUUAAACUUUCCAGUUUGAAUUUAGACAAUCAUGCAAAGAAAAAACUCAUUAAACUUGUAGGAGAGCGGUACUGCAAGACCACUGAUGUGCUCACUAUCACAACAGACAGAUGCCCUUUGAAGCGGCAGAACUAUGACUAUGCAAUGUAUCUUCUCACAGUCCUGUACCACGAAUCUUGGAAAACUGAAGACUGGGAAAACAAUAAGACAGAGGAAGACAUGGACGAGUAUGUGUGGGCGAAGAGCUCCUCAGAGAAGAGUGUCCUUCAGACUCUGCUGCAGAUGAGAGCUGCGGAGAGCAGUGUGGCGCCGAGCAGAGAAGAGCUACUGGGGACUAAAGAGGUGGAGGAUUACCAGAAGUGUAUUGUUCGUCUCAAGAAUGAGGGGGAGAACGAGGCAAACCUCGCUCAGUACAAGGAGUCUGUGAAGAGACUGUUAAAUUUGGCAUGAAGUCCAAACUAGAAGGCAGCUGUAUCAAUUUUAUGUUGUAUUUAGUCACUGGUUUGAUAUAAAUGGGAGAAUCCUUAA